Urocitellus parryii (Arctic ground squirrel) is the source of this 2084-nucleotide messenger RNA. It is a transcript of the gene Nptn, whose product is annotated as neuroplastin. The record is from RefSeq and is a predicted model, not a curated record. Lineage: Eukaryota; Metazoa; Chordata; Mammalia; Rodentia; Sciuridae. Gene Ontology annotation, molecular function: cell-cell adhesion mediator activity. Gene Ontology annotation, cellular component: axon; plasma membrane. Gene Ontology annotation, biological process: homophilic cell-cell adhesion; axon guidance; dendrite self-avoidance.
UUGUCAAGUCGCCCAUGUCAGAAACUAAGCUCACGGGGGACGCCUUUGAGCUGUACUGUGACGUGGUCGGGAGUCCCACGCCAGAGAUCCAGUGGUGGUACGCAGAAGUCAACCGGGCAGAGUCUUUCAGACAGCUGUGGGACGGUGCUCGGAAGCGCCGUGUCACCGUAAACACCGCCUACGGGUCAAACGGCGUGAGUGUGCUGAGAAUAACCCGGCUCACCUUGGAGGACUCUGGGACUUACGAGUGCAGGGCCAGCAACGACCCCAAGAGGAAUGACUUGAGGCAAAACCCCUCCAUAACAUGGAUUCGAGCCCAGGCCACCAUAAGCGUCCUUCAGAAGCCAAGAAUUGUCACCAGUGAAGAAGUCAUUAUUCGAGACAGCCCUGCCCUCCCUGUCACCUUGCAGUGUAACCUCACCUCCAGCUCUCACACACUUACAUACAGCUACUGGACAAGGAAUGGGGUAGAAUUGACUGCCACUCGUAAGAAUGCCAGCAACAUGGAAUACAGGAUCAAUAAGCCAAGAGCUGAGGAUUCAGGCGAAUACCACUGCGUAUACCAUUUUGUCAGCGCUCCUAAAGCAAAUGCCACCAUUGAAGUGAAAGCUGCUCCUGACAUCACUGGCCAUAAACGGAGUGAGAACAAGAAUGAGGGGCAGGAUGCCAUAAUGUACUGCAAGUCAGUUGGCUAUCCCCACCCAGAGUGGAUAUGGCGCAAGAAGGAGGAGAAUGGUGUGCUCUCAGAUAUUGGCAAUGCCUCUGGUCGCUUCUUCAUCAUCAACAAGGAGAAUUAUACAGAGUUGAGUAUUAUAAACCUCCAGAUCACAGAAGAUCCCGGAGAGUAUGAAUGUAAUGCUACUAACUCUAUUGGCUCCGCCUCAGUGUUCACCAUCCUCAGGGUACGAAGCCACCUGGCCCCACUCUGGCCUUUCUUGGGAAUUCUGGCUGAAAUCAUCAUCCUUGUAGUGAUCAUUGUUGUGUAUGAGAAGAGGAAGAGGCCAGAUGAGGUUCCUGACGAUGAUGAACCAGCUGGGCCAAUGAAAACCAACUCUACCAACAAUCACAAAGAUAAAAACUUGCGCCAGAGAAACACAAAUUAAGUACUGCUUAUAAUAUCUUUAGGUUCCUGAAACUGGUGGCAUCAUGACCUGCUAAAUUUUUGCUUGGACCUCUUUGGUCUCCCUUUUCAAAGUGAGCAACACCACAAUGACCGUCUAAAGCAUGCCUUAUUUAGCCUCUCCUAUAAGGGUGACCUAGCCAGGUACAUUUUAAACAGUGCUUCAGUGUAGAAGGUGUAAACUAUUUUGGGCUUGAUGUGCUGUGAAUGUUGCUUUCUUUCCUUUGUUAAAAUAUUUAAAUAGAAAUGAAAAGGUCCUCUGAGGACCAGAUCGUGCAUGCGCCAUUUUUUACUUAAAGCAGCUGUUCAAUUGGCAAAGCUCUAAAAUGCACUGCUGCCAUCUAGUGAUACAUUUUUGUAAAGUACUCAAAACCUACAGAUAUAUACAAUAUAUAAAUAUAUAUAUAUAUAUAUUUAUAUUUUUUGGGGUGGGAGAAAUCCAAAAUAAAAUAAAUGCUUGUUUCAUGUUUAAAAUGCUGAUAUUCAUUCCUUAUUGUAUGUUGUCAGAUGAGGAAAUGUGCAGUUAUGGUACAUAAAGAUAGAUAAUUUAUAAAUUCUGAAGUCUGUAAUUUUAAGGGCUUAACCUACAACUUUAAUAAGAUGAUGGAAUAGUCCACUGAAGGGAUAUAAUGAAUUGCAGUAUAUAUGUAUGAUUGCUUUUAAGUGACUAUUUUUUCUUCUGUUAAAUCAUGUAAAUUCUUAAAUCCUUUUGCACUGAUGUAUUGAACCUUAUUCUUGUAUAUUUGAUCCAAGGCAAAUUUUAUAAUUUACCUUUUGUUUUCAAUAACCUUGAGAUGUUAUAGCAUGGUGAAACUCUAUGCAACUCUAGUUAUACUUUUUGCUUUGACACUAUUUUUUCACAUUGAUUAAUGAUUGAUGGUAGAUUUUAUAACCUGACCAGGUUCUCAUGCAGUACGUAACUAUAGAUGCAUGUACUUGUGUUUUGUGUAAUUGUUGAAGUGCA